Molecule: messenger RNA, 2854 nt
Organism: Pezoporus flaviventris
Lineage: Eukaryota; Metazoa; Chordata; Aves; Psittaciformes; Psittacidae
Gene: PAK2
Product: p21 (RAC1) activated kinase 2
Exons: 15
Coding region: 161-1735 (524 amino acids)
Biological process (GO): protein phosphorylation; intracellular signal transduction; regulation of MAPK cascade
Cellular component (GO): cytoplasm
Molecular function (GO): ATP binding; protein serine/threonine kinase activity
Source: RefSeq, a predicted model, not a curated record
GCUUCCCCUCCGGCUCCUGCCGCCGCCGCCGCCUCGGUGGGUUCCCGACGCCGCCGCCAUUGCAGAGGCGCCGAGUGGCGGCCGCGCCCCGCUCAGCCCGUCCGUCCUCCGAGGCGGCAGGCGCCGCCCCAGCUCGUGCUUUCACUAGCUAUUGGGAACCAUGUCUGUCAACGGAGAAGUGGAAGACAAGCCACCAGCUCCUCCUGUCCGGAUGAGCAGUGCUAUCGUCACUGCAGGGGGUAAAGACCAGUUGUCUGCCAACCACAGUUUGAAACCGCUGCCCUCUGUACCAGAAGAGAGAAAACCUAGGAAUAAAAUCAUCUCCAUAUUCUUUAUCACUGAAAAAGGAAGCAAGAAGAAGGAAAAGGAAAGGCCAGAAAUCUCCCCACCAUCAGAUUUUGAGCACACCAUCCAUGUUGGUUUUGAUGCUGUUACUGGAGAGUUCACUGGAAUGCCAGAGCAAUGGGCUCGGUUGCUUCAGACCUCAAAUAUCACAAAGCUAGAACAGAAGAAAAACCCCCAAGCGGUACUAGAUGUGCUGAAAUUCUAUGACUCCAAAGACACAGCAAAACAGAAGUACCUGAGUUUUUCUGCUCCAGAAAAAGAUGGUUUCCCUUCAGGAUCACCAACGACCAAUGCCAAAGGAGAACCAUCAGCAGCUGUGGCAGAUGAUGAUGAAGAUGAUGAAGAAGCUCCUCCUCCUGUUAUUGCUCCACGGCCAGAUCACACAAAAUCGAUUUAUACACGGUCCGUAAUUGACCCCAUCCCUGCGCCAGCCGGUGACACUUCUGUUGACAGUGCGGCAAAAUCAGGUGAUAAGCAGAAAAAGAAGACCAAAAUGUCAGAUGAAGACAUCAUGGAAAAACUACGCACUAUUGUGAGCAUAGGAGAUCCCAAGAAAAAAUACAACAGAUACGAGAAAAUCGGGCAGGGGGCUUCAGGUACAGUUUUCACAGCUAUUGAUGUGGCGACUGGGCAGGAGGUUGCUAUUAAACAGAUAAACCUGCAGAAACAGCCUAAGAAGGAGUUGAUUAUUAAUGAGAUCUUGGUAAUGAAAGAGCUGAAGAACCCCAACAUUGUCAAUUUCCUGGACAGUUACCUCGUAGGAGAUGAAUUGUUUGUGGUGAUGGAGUAUCUGGCUGGAGGCUCGCUAACAGAUGUGGUCACAGAAACUUGUAUGGAUGAAGCACAGAUAGCUGCUGUUUGCAGAGAAUGCUUGCAAGCACUUGAGUUCCUACAUGCCAACCAGGUCAUCCACAGAGACAUUAAGAGUGACAACGUGCUGUUAGGAAUGGAUGGAUCUGUUAAACUAACCGACUUCGGUUUCUGUGCUCAGAUCACCCCAGAGCAGAGCAAGCGGAGCACUAUGGUUGGAACUCCUUACUGGAUGGCUCCUGAAGUGGUCACACGGAAAGCAUAUGGCCCUAAAGUGGACAUCUGGUCUCUGGGCAUCAUGGCUAUUGAGAUGGUAGAAGGAGAACCCCCGUACCUCAACGAAAACCCCCUGAGGGCUUUAUAUUUGAUAGCAACAAAUGGCACGCCAGAGCUGCAGAAUCCUGAGAAACUGUCACCAAUAUUCCGGGAUUUCUUGAACCGAUGUUUGGAGAUGGAUGUCGAGAGAAGAGGAUCAGCCAAAGAAUUGCUACAGCAUCCCUUCUUGAAACUGGCCAAACCUCUGUCUAGCUUGACGCCAUUGAUCCUGGCAGCCAAAGAAGCAAUGAAGAGUAGCCGCUAACAUUACUGCCACAGCCUUCAUCCUUUUUUCGUUUGUAUUUUACAAAUCUUUAUAAUAUAUGAAAUUUUUACACUUCUGGGGGAGGGAAGGGAUUGGAGGGGUGGGACACGGGACAACACACGUCUGUGAAAGGGAAGAAACUCUCGUCCAGAGGAUGCCCAAAAUAAAUUAUGGUGACUCCAGCGAUCCCUGUCUGGGGUCCAGAAGGAAUUGAGGACUGAAUUACUGGCCUUUUUUUUUUCCUUUUAUUAUUUCCCUCCAGAAACCUUAGAAAUGCCACUUAAUGUGCCCAAGGUUUUAAGGGUUGUUAACAACUUUGCUGUAACAGCUCCCAUUCAUUGUACCCCCUUGUCUGGGUACUUUCAAUACUUGAAUGACAGAUUCAAGCUUUCAGAGAGCAGUAGUAAUUUUACCUGCUGAUCUCUUUCACACUUCUCUUCCUCCCCUCUACCUGUUUAUUUUUAAAUCACUCUAGUAAAGCUCCCAUAUGACAAGAUGCACAGUGAGUGUGACAAAUGUGAAUGUGCGUCUUGCCUGUCAUUUCAUUUAUGGAUUAGUUGUCAGAGUACUGUAGGAUUGGCAGUUCAGCUACUUAAAACAUGGUAAUGUAUUGAAACAUUUUUCACUUCUAAGAUAAAUAUGGAGAGAGGAGGAAGACAAGUAUUCAUCUGUUUCUUAUGUGCCUGUGCUCUGUGGACUUUUAAUCAAAGAUGUGGCCUCUUUGUAGAAACUUAAUGAUUGGUCAAGUCUUUGGAUGUCGGUUUAUGGAUAUGUAGUUAGGGGUCAGAUACUUUAUUUAUGAUCAAAUGAUCAGCUAUAGUCAGGGCAAGAAAAAAAAUUCCAGCUGUCUUCCUGUCUGCUCUUUUUUUACCCCAUUAGAAUUGUUGGCCAGAAGCUUAAGGGAUAAUGUGCUUAGUGCGGUGGAUGGUUCAAAAACGUAUUGUAUCUGUGCUCUGACUUGGGCUUUGGAAGUUAUGCUGGUGCCUUUGACUUUUUUAUUUUACAUUUCUUUUCUUUGUAUCAAAUACAUUUAUGUAUAUGUUGUAUUUCUCCCCCCAAGCAAAUAAUCCAUCAACCUAUGGAGUUGUCAGAGUUUAAGUAUUAGAGCUAUUUUCCCCA